Molecule: messenger RNA, 1104 nt
Organism: Opisthorchis viverrini
Lineage: Eukaryota; Metazoa; Platyhelminthes; Trematoda; Opisthorchiida; Opisthorchiidae
Exons: 6
Biological process (GO): phosphate ion transmembrane transport
Cellular component (GO): membrane
Molecular function (GO): phosphate transmembrane transporter activity
Source: RefSeq, a predicted model, not a curated record
UGUUUCACUUCGAUAAAAUCCCUCUCUACGGGGUGUUGAUCCUUGGAUGUGGAGGAGGGACAAUCACUGUCAUUUGUGUAAAGCUGUUCAUGAUUCCUUAUCUGCGCCGGCGUAUUCUCGCCGGAGACGAUGCCGGUCCUGGUUUAGGCGACAAGAUGUAUGCAGCUCUAAAAUGCCACCGAGUAGAAAUGCUCUGCCAACGACUGCGGAGAGAUCGAAAGGCAAAGAAAACACUUGAUAAAGAGGAGAACGGGAGUCAGAGAAAGCCAACGGAAAUAAGCAUCGUGGUGGAGGAAGCUAGUCCUGAUCUGAAUUCAAGUCGCAACGGGAGAAACGGGAAAACAGGUGUGGAUGACAGACAUGAAUCUGUCACAAGUGUCUCCGGUAGACAAAACUCCUUCCGACUUGUGCCGACAAAAUUUGAGGUAACUAGCACAAAGCCAGCGGAACCCCCUGCAGAACCUGUCCAUUACUUGGCCGUGAGAGCGUAUCCCACUGAGCACGACUUGUCAGUCACAAGACGUGGAAUGUUGACACAACCUGUACUACCCCCGAUUGGAGAGGAAGAACCGCAGGAACUGGAAAUAAUCAGCGAUCGUCCACACGAAUACAAGGUGUUUUCGCAAUUACAAAUCCUCACAGCUGUGUUCGAUUCGUUUGCGCACGGAGGCAAUGACGUCAGUAAUGCCAUCGGUCCCGUGAUGGGUUUGUGGAUUGUUGGAGUCACACAAGAAGUGAACUCCAAGAUGGCUAACCCAUACUGGAUCCUCAUUUACGGCGGUGUUGGCAUUGCAAUCGGUCUGUGGGUUUGGGGUAGACGGGUGAUCAAAACUCUCGGGGAAGACCUCACCAUAAUAACUCCAUCAAGUGGAGUUUGCAUAGAGCUCGGGUCGGCAAUGACUGUGCUGUUUGCCAGCAAGCUUGGAUUGCCGAUUUCCACCACUCAUUGUCAAGUUGGAUCUGUUGUUGCCGUCGGUCGGUUUCGUUCACGUGACAACGUCGAUUGGCGAAUCUUUCGAAACGUGAUCAUUGCCUGGGUCGUCACUGUCCCGGCGGCAUGUGGAAUUUCCGCGCUAUUGAUGUACCUUCUAUCAUUUGCUAUAU